This is a messenger RNA of Gekko japonicus, 2552 nucleotides long. RefSeq names its product interferon-inducible GTPase 5-like. Gene Ontology annotation, cellular component: membrane. Bases 186 to 2063 code for a protein of 625 amino acids. The transcript has 3 exons. The record is from RefSeq and is a predicted model, not a curated record. Gene Ontology annotation, molecular function: GTPase activity; GTP binding. Lineage: Eukaryota; Metazoa; Chordata; Lepidosauria; Squamata; Gekkonidae.
UGGCUGACUUUGGCUCUUCCUUUAUCAGAAAAGGCAGCAAAGACCAGAGAAGCUUUUUGAAUGGACAAAGGAGAGGCCUCCCCCUCCGGAACCAAGCCUCUGUCCACCCUGUGAGUUUACAACCUCUACAGAUACUUCAACCCCGCCAAGAUCAGGAACGGCCAACUGAAUCUUCAAGAAGAGCCAUGGGUGGGAGAAGUUCGACACAAGUAAGCAGUGAAGCUGAAGAGAAGUCUGCCAAGGAACAAGGAAACUUCUCAGAUCUAACUGCAUCAGGAAAAGCCACACUUGACAUUGCCAUCACGGGACUGACAGGUGCUGGUAAAUCGUCCCUUGUCAAUGCCUUGCGGGGUCUAUCAGAUUUUGAAGAUGAGGCAGCCCAUAUUGAUGUGAUAGAAGGAACAACAGAGCCAAUAGGUUACCUGCACCCCACCAUUCCAGAUGUCACAAUAUGGGACCUACCAGGAAUUGGGACACCUGAUUUUAAAGCUAAGGAAUACCUGGAAAGAGUAAAUUACAGCCAGUAUGAUUUCUUCAUAAUCGUUGCUUCAAAUCGCUUCACCGUCUACGACAUCCAGCUGUCCCAGGCAAUUCAGAAAAUGAAGAAGCAGUUCUGCUACGUGUGGUCCAAAAUGGACAUCAGCAUUAAGAAUGCCAAACUGCAUCCAGACUUCAAUGAGGAAGCAACCCUUCAAAAAGUCAGGAAAUAUUGCCUGGAUAAUUUGGUGAAGGCUGGUAUUUCUUCUCCGGAGAUUUUCCUAAUUUCCAGUUGGUUUCAGGAAAAGUACGAUUUCCCCCUCCUGCAAAGGACUCUGAGGAGACAUAUCUUGAGACCAGCUGACAAAUCAACCAAACCAUCCAAAGAAAGUGGAAUCCGUUUUAUCUUCCUCCAAAAAAUCUUAAAAAUCGACCUUUCAAAGCUGAGGGAUAAACUGAUGAACAGAAAUCUUGAGGAGGUGGCUGAGGAAAUUCGUCAAGAAUUGGAGGAAUUACAAAAUGCCAAGCUUGACAUUGCCAUCACAGGAGUCUCGGGUGCUGGCAAAUCAUCCCUUGUCAAUGCCCUGAGGGGCAUGACAGAUUGGGAAGAAGAUGCAUCUGAGGUUGGAAUAACGCAAACAACUAUGGAGUGUCAAGCCUAUCCACAUCCCUUAUUUCCAAACGUAACCAUAUGGGAUCUACCAGGGAUUGGGACCCCUGAAUUUAGACCAAAGGAUUACCUAGAGAAGGUCCAUUUUAGCCAGUAUGAUUUCUUCAUGAUUGUCGGCUCAGAACGUUUCACUGAGAAUGACGUCCUCCUGGCCCAGGAAAUUAAGAAAAUGAAGAAGAAAUUUUACUUUGUGCGCUCCAAAAUGGAUGACAGUAUGGCUGCCGAAAGUAGGAAUCCAAACUUCGAUAUGGACACAUCCAUUCAGAAGAUACGAAAACAUUGUUAUCAUGAACUGACAAAGGCAGGAGAAUCUAAUCCAAGGGUUUUCCUCAUCUCCAGGCGAGAUUUGAGUAUGUAUGAUUUCCCAGAUCUGCAAGAAACCUUGGAAAAUGACCUGGAUGAUCUCAAGAGACAUGCCUUAAUUCUGGCUAUGCCCCUUUUCUCCAGAAAAAUCCUGGAAAAGAAAAAGGCUGCUAUGCAUGCCCUUAUAUGGAAACUUGCUAUUGUAUCCAGUGUUAUCGGGGCGAUUCCUGUCCCAGGACUUUCUUUGGCUUGUGAUCUUGGCAUCUUGGUAGCAGCGCUGCUCCGUUUCUACAAAGUCUUUGGCUUGGAUGAAGAGUCCCUCCGCAGAGUUGCAAAAGUGUUUGGCAAAGAUUACCAAGUGCUAAAAUCUGCUAUCAAAAAGUCUCCCAUGUCUAGUGAGAUUACGCGCAAAUUUGUAGCUGGCCUUUUGGCCCGGUCAUUGCUUUGGGCCAGUGUGAGAGUAAUAGAACUGGUCUUGGAUUUUGUACCAGUGUUGGGGUCUCUGGUUGGAGGAGUUAGUUCCUUCGUCACCACAUUCUUCAUGCUGAGGAGUUUCCUGAAAAAUAUUGUAGAGGAUGCAGAGAAUGUUCGGGCAAAAGCUACUGAGCCUUGACCAUCAUGAUGUUCCGUCACAAAAACCCAAGACACCAAUUGGGAAAGGAAUCUCAGGUGUAAAAUGUGUUGAAUUAUUCACAGGACCAGAACUCAAGAAUGAACGAAUAAGGAAACUGGAUUUGAAUAUCAGAUGAGAAGGUUACUUUUUUUUAAUUGACCCCCAAUAUAAUUGAACGUUUUAGUAUGAAAUAACAAAAAAAAUAUUCUGUCUAGAUGGUUCCAGAUCUGAAGCCUCCUUUCCCCCUCCCUGCUGGUCCAAAGAGCCAUUCAGGGCCUCUGAAGAAUUGCAGGCACAGCACAAUUCAAAUCAGAAUUUUCUCUUUUAAAAAGAUACACGCUAGCUAAUAGUAUGUUUUUGUGACCUUCCUUUGCCUGCUUUGCACAGCAGCCCUUAGUCUGUGACAAGCUUUUUACCAUAAAUCAUCUGUAGCCAGCAUGGCCAUGGCAAAUAUAACACAUUUUUGAACUUUUACUCCUUUGAUUUCAG